AUGCAAUGUCGCAGAUACGCCGUUGUAUGCCCGGGAUACAAGCGUCCUUGGCAAUUCCAGGACGAGGGACCCCGUCUCCAGAAGCAGUAUCAAAAGAAGUCGGCUGUUAUCGGUGGUUGUGGUGUUAAGACAGAUCGCCAGGCUGUGCACAGCCAUGGCUCUAUGCGAAAACAUAUUGAUACAAAAAAUUCGAUUGAUGAACGUGUUUAUCCGGCUUUGGUCCAUCGCUCGUUCAUCAAUCAGCAGCCGUGGAUACUUAAAGAAUUUAUCUGCGCUGCCUUCCCAACCAUGUUCUUCCAUAACGAAUUCCGAUUCGGCAACGGCUUUACAUUUCCCGACUGGGUUGCAAAACAUUUCGGUUCCAAGCAUUAUUACGAUGCAACAGUCUCUUGUCUUUCAACAGAAUACCUCGCCCAUCUCACCAAGGAUCCGGGACUCCACCAAUCCGGCCGACAGAAGUAUUCGCAGGCCUUGGGGGCGGUCAGGCAUGCGCUGAGCUCGGAUGAUACAUUGUCAGAUGCCUUGCUUAUUGCAGUUAUUCUUCUUUCAUUCUAUGAGAUGAAUACAAGGACUAUGCAAGACGGUUGGGUCUAUCAUUCGAGGGCGGUAAAGCAACUGAUGCUGAACCGUGGUAUGAGUUUCCAUUUGUUUGGAGCUGGACGCGUCUGCCACUUUGCAUACAGACCAUUCCUUAUUGCUGCCGCGCUCUACGAAGGCGAGCCAUGCUUCCUGGGUGAAGAUAGUUGGCAAAACCUGGCAGCUAUCCUCCGAGUGGAAGACUCUCAGAAGCAGAGUGAGUGGUCGUUCUACAUUGAUGUCUAUGAAAAGAUUUUCAUGGAACUGGUCAAAUGUCCCGGAUACAUCAAAGAGGCGCGAGAAAUCGUUUCCGUACCUUCUAACAAGGCUACGACUUUAGCACAGAGUAUUCAUAUGACCUGUGACCGACUCCGGAAAUUGAGUGAUGAGUUGCGAUCACUGCUUGCGUCCAACAACCAACGCAAGGAAGGCAUCUUUGGUAUUUUUGUUGGGCCAGAGCCUAACGCUUUUCCCGAAACGAGUCCGUCACUUCUUCUCGGUGCCGCUGUUAAUACACUCAGCAUCCUUGAACAACUCCACAACCGGUUAACUACGCCUGUUUAUGUUAGGGUAGAUAUUUGUGGAGCGCCACUGUCCUUAUCAAAUCCGCGAAGUGAAUCCACAACUAAUGGUAGCAGACCUUUUCUUGAUUUUUGUUUCACCUGCGAGCUUGGAGGGGGCACCAAAGAGGAUGAUCCGCGCGCAUUUACCUGGCUUGACCGGAUUGCCGGAUCAAUAGGCCUCCUGGGAGCAGAACUUACCUAUGAGGAUGCAGUUGAGGUGGGAAAGGCUUGUUAUGUUGUAUAG
Messenger RNA from Penicillium lagena, 1383 nucleotides. RefSeq lists its product as uncharacterized. NCBI's taxonomy places the organism in Eukaryota, Fungi, Ascomycota, Eurotiomycetes, Eurotiales, Aspergillaceae. The coding region runs from base 1 to 1383 and encodes 460 amino acids. The record is from RefSeq and is a predicted model, not a curated record. The transcript has a single exon.